Molecule: messenger RNA, 2001 nt
Organism: Lasiodiplodia theobromae
Lineage: Eukaryota; Fungi; Ascomycota; Dothideomycetes; Botryosphaeriales; Botryosphaeriaceae
Exons: 1
Coding region: 1-2001 (666 amino acids)
Source: RefSeq, a predicted model, not a curated record
AUGGCAUCCAACAACAACAACAACAACAACUCCCCCUCCUCCCCCACCAGCCCCACCUUCACAACCCCCCCCCUCCCCUCCCCCCGCCUCAACCCCGCUCCCACCGAGACAAUCCUCGACAUCUGGGAGCAGCAACACAACGACGCCACUACCCACAACCCCCGCCUCCCCCCUCGACCUCGUCCCCCCUCCACCCACACCCGCACCCGCCGCAUUAACACAGCCCUCACCACCGCCACCGCCCACGCCGCGCACCACACGGCGCUCAACACGGCCUACCUCUCCCUCCGCGCCCUCGAGUCCUGGGCCCUCCAGCACUGCGCCUGCACCCCCGCCACCAUCUCUUCUUCCUCCUCUUCCCCCUCCUCCCCCUCCUGCGCCUGCUCCUCCCCUUCCUGCUCCUCCUGCAACCCCGCCUGCGCCCACCACGCUCCGGACGACCAUGCCGCGCUGAUUGCGCACGCGCUUAGGCGCGGUAUGGCGGACGGCGCGAUGUGGGACUGGGACGACGAUGAGGAGGAUGAGGACGAGGACGAUGAUGGGGGCGCGAAGAAGUGGUUCCGUGCGCUCGCGGUAGCGGCCGCGCGGUUGGCGGAUGGGGGGGAGGAGGAGGAGGAGUUGGCGAGGUUGGGGGCCGGGGCGCGGAGGGCGGUGAGGGCGGUUGUGAGGGCGGAGGAAGGGGUGAGGAGGGUGGAUCAGAGUAGUAGUGGGCUGAGCAGGUGUGAGAGGGAGGCGGUGGAGGCGAUGAGGCAGGGGUAUUGGAGGAUGGACGGCGAUGAUGACGAGGUGGUGAAGGUGAGGAUGCAGGCGGAGAUGAUGCGCGUGCCGGUGGCGUACAAGGUUGCGGUUGGGGGCUUGGAGGGCUGGGUCAAGGGGAUGGAGAAGAGGUACAAGAGCCUGCUGAGGCAGGUCCGGGGGGUGUAUGCUGAGAUUGGGCGGAGGGAGGGGGACGGCCAUGCGCAGAGCGUUGCGGAUGCGCUGGAUGGCCCGACGGUGCUGGUGGUCGGCCGGUUGAUGGGCGCGUUGGGCUGGACCCAGGCCAAUCUGGAUGCCGGUGCGAGUACCAUCAACUCGACCACCACUAGCCAGGGCCGCCCGGGCUCGCCGUGGCACCAGCUGAUCAUCACCAGCAUCCCGUACAUCGGGCGGCUGCUGAGGGAUGUGGACUUCGCCGCCUACAAGCUCUCCCGUCCGACGAAUGCCGACGGCAGCUGGAUAGAUGCCGCCCCGGUGCUGGCGAAGCUGAGGCAAGGACUCGACCGCUACCUCGCGUGGACCGUGGCUAACUUUGACAGAAUCCACGUCCAGCUCUGCGCGCGGCUGGCCGAGAUGCAGGCCGACCCCAUCUACUACAACGACCCGCUCCACGCCACCGUUCGCUCCGCCUUCAAGACCACGACCGGCAUGUUCGUCAGCCCCCGCCUGAAGCGCUUCCUUCCGCUCGGCGUCCACCAAGGGGAGUUCGCCAGCGCACUGCAGAAGCUCGAGCCGCACCGGGCCACACUGCCCGCCCGCCUCCGCGCCGACUACAACAUCAUGUGGACGGUGCACUUCCUGUACAACCUCGGCAUCGAGGCCGAGCAGAAGCGCGCCCAGUGCGACAAGAGCCUCGCCCUGAUCCUGCCCGACGCGCUGCACUUGCACCGCGAGUCCGCGGUGCGCACGGCGACGGCGCGCUGGGAGAAAUUGGACGCGAAGUACGCCGAGACUCUGGAUGCCGCCGUCGAGUCGGCCGAGCAGCAUGAUGCGCACAGCAUUGCGGCGAGGGACGUGCUGGCCGCGCUGCGCGAUGGAGAGUCGCUGGAGCGCGCCGCCGAGCUGGCUACCUUUGGCAACUUGGUGGGGCCUGGCGGAAGGUGCGUCGUCGAGCUGCUAGAAUGCGCCAUUGAGUGGCGCGACAAGGCGGAUGCGGCGAAGGCCCACGCUCGGCGCGUCGAGCGCUUCCAUGCCAUGUGGACGCGGCCAAAGCGGACCGUACAGAUGGCCUUCCGCCCGCAUUGA